This is a messenger RNA of Dioszegia hungarica, 1785 nucleotides long. RefSeq lists its product as uncharacterized. The record is from RefSeq and is a predicted model, not a curated record. Lineage: Eukaryota; Fungi; Basidiomycota; Tremellomycetes; Tremellales; Bulleribasidiaceae. Bases 1 to 1785 code for a protein of 594 amino acids. The transcript is spliced from 5 exons.
AUGGCGGAGGAUGCGGACCUCCUGGCCAAGUUUACUGCGCUCCUCGCCUCGCCGGACCCAAUCGCGCUCCCUCGGCAAACCCUUCUCGGCGCGGUCUCCCAUUACAUCUCAACCUUGCCGUUGGCGGAACUGCGGCCGCUGCUCAAGGUCGUCAUCCAGUCGCCUCAUUUAUGGGAUGAUGUCAAGGAUCGUGGUGACAGUAGAGCAGCUGUCAAGCUUGGCGCCCGCGGUGCGCUUGAUCGCCUAAAAUCGACCCCCGGUCCGAGUCGGUGGUUCCGGCGUAAUGACUCCUUAUCUGACUGGCUGGAUGAAGCCUAUGGUACCACCGCAGAGGCCGAAGGAGGAGGGAAGCUCCACGUCAUGGUGGCGCUGCUGGUGGUGGAUCCGGCGACAGGGGUAGAGCAAGGCAAGGCGCAGCUGUGGAAAGGGAAAGAACGGGCAAAGGCGGAGGAUGAGGUCAUCAUGGGAGCAGCCGGGAGGCUUCACGAGGCGGAGAAAGGGGCAAGCGGAAAAGAGGACGUUGGGCUACUCUGCGAGGUACUGGAAGCGGUGGAUGGGAUGAGGGUUCGAGUAUUGGAUACAAACGCUGCGUCGCGGACCAUACUCAGCAGCCUGUACCUAAGGCUCGCCGACUCGCCGAGCUCGGUGGCCAGUACAAUCAGUCGUACCAGCCCGGAGAUACUCAGCCGAGCUGUCGCUCGCUUAUUCGGUGUCCUCAAUGAUGGCGAUGUCGAGACGCGGGGUCAAGGCUGGAACGAGAUGAGGCAGUUCUGCAUUCAGAUGCGAGGGGUGAUCAGCUCUUUCGCAAGGCAAAAGACUGCUCUCUUCGCCUUCCUUGUCCCCUCCUCCACCACUCUUUCCAUCCUCCUUCAGAAUGAUCCGCCCUCUGGAUCCACCGAUCGCCCGCAUAGGACAUCACCAUCAGCGGAUAUAGCCUCCGAGUCGCUUCACACCUUAUCGGCCUUCGCUUCCAUCCUCGACCUGUCUCAAGGCGGUCUCGAGGGAUACCACCGGAUAUUACACGGUAUGAUCGACAUCCUGGUCGCUUCUGCUGGUCCGACCGGAGUCAAGGACCUGCUCACGCGUGCUCCGGCGCCAGACGUGGCGAGCCUCGCGGAAGGAGCCUGGUGGAUGACCUUUGGGGAGAGCGUGAUCAACCAAGUGGACCAGUGGGGCUUCGAGACCGUACUUGAACCGAUGAUCCAGAGGUUUAUCUCAGAUAACUCUCUUCGAUCGAGCUUCGAAGCUGCACACUCGUUACGGCUGGCCACACUUCAAGCGGCAUCAAAGACCCUGGACACGAAUCGCUCAGACCGGAUCCUUGUCCAGCGGGACUUGCUGGCAUACGCUGACCUGCUUAUCCAACAAUACACCGAGUCGCUCAUCACGUCCGACCAGUUCCGGUCCGCCUACCCCCUCAUCGUCGAAGCGGCAUCAAGUCACUCCCCAGAACUCGUCAAUACCUGUCUGCGGCAGCUACGACUCGCCAAAGCGCCCACUACCUCCGCAGAAGCAGACGCGUUCGGCCAUAGUCGCCGAAUGGUAAUCAUCGCCUCUGCGCCUCAUAUCCCCCUUCACCGCCUGCGGUCGUACCUCGAUGGUCUGGCCCAGGAUAUCGUCGCUACCCCGGCGGACUCCAGUCAUCGGGUCGAACUGGCGGGCGCGGCGUUCAGGAUGGUGAUGCAUGAUUUGCCGGAUGGGCCGAGGAGGGAGGGGAUGGAAUGGUGGACUAGCUGGAGGGGCGUCUUUGACAGCGGGGCGAGGUCUGUAGAUGCCAAACUCUGA